Molecule: messenger RNA, 3705 nt
Organism: Pestalotiopsis fici W106-1
Lineage: Eukaryota; Fungi; Ascomycota; Sordariomycetes; Amphisphaeriales; Sporocadaceae
Exons: 3
Coding region: 1-3705 (1234 amino acids)
Biological process (GO): carbohydrate metabolic process
Molecular function (GO): kinase activity; phosphopantetheine binding
Source: RefSeq, a predicted model, not a curated record
AUGGCACCAACCGCAGCCGUCGCAACUCCUUGGAGUGCGACUAAUCUUUCGAAGAAUGCUUUUGACCUGUCAUCCAAAAGCCAGAGCUCCGCAACAACACAACACAUUGAAAUAGAUGAUUCCUCACUCCAAACCGUCGAUGCAUUGGUUCGAUCGCGGGCAACAGCCUUCCCACAUGUCCCGAUUGUGUCCUAUCCGACGACAGGAGUAGACUAUGUGGACUAUACUUUUCAGCAGCUAGACGUCUUUGCCUACAGAACGGCCAAACAUCUCGAGUCGAGCAUCCCAACUAGGACGAGCUCCAACACCAAGAGGACCGUUGUCGCCAUGAUGGGACCGUCGAAUCUAGAGUACCUCAUCACGAUGAUGGCCCUCAUGAAGGCCGGUCAUACUAUCUUGUUCUUGUCGACUCGUAUACCCGCAAUCGCGGUCGAGUCUCUGGUGAAGACGACUGGUGUAACAUACAUGAUUGCAGAUCCAAAGUACCUGCAGACAGCGGCCACUGUCAAGGAACAGUUGCCAGAUUUGCAGGUGCUAGACAUGCCCAAGCGCAACAUAUUCGAGUUCCCAGUCGAGGUACAUGUCGACACGCAAAUGGACGGUGCACUUGACCCGUCCGUUGAGACAAAUGAGAUCGUCUAUAUCAUCCACUCGAGUGGAUCCACGGGGUUGCCCAAACCAAUUUAUCAGGUGCAGAGUGCCGCCCUGUCCAAUUAUGCUUCAAACAUGGACAUGAAGGCCUUCAUCACCCUUCCUCUGUACCACAACCAUGGAAUCUGUAACUUGUAUCGUGCAAUGUGGUGUCGCAAGUCGAUCCAUCUCUACAACGCAGAUUUGCCACUCACCAGCGAUUUGCUCAUCAAAAUUAUGCGCAAGCACAAGUUUGAGAUCUUUUACGGUGUUCCAUACGCAUUGAAGCUUCUAGCAGAGACUCCCGAGGGUCUGGACCUGUUAGCACAGCUCAAAACCGUCAUGUACGGUGGCUCAGCCUGCCCCGACGAUCUGGGUAACCUGCUUGUCGACCACGGAGUCAAUCUCAUCAGUCAUUAUGGAGCGACCGAGGUUGGCCAGCUCAUGACUUCCUUCCGCCCUGCUGGUGACAAGGCAUGGAAUUAUGUGCGUGAGAAUGAAAAGCUCUCGCCCUUUCUCUUCUGGAUGCCACAGGGUCCGAACUUGUUUGAAUGCUGUGUUCGCGAGGGAUGGCCGGCCAAGACUGCCACCAACAUGGAAGACGGCUCAUACAGGACAAAAGACUUAUUUGAGCCUCAUCCGACCGUCCCGCGUGCCUGGAAAUACAUUGCUCGGCUUGAUGACACGAUCGUCCUGGUGAAUGGCGAAAAGUUCAACCCGGUAGCUACUGAAGGGACGAUCCGGUCAUCCAAACUCGUAACCGAGACAGUUAUAUUUGGUGCCCAACAACCAUACCUGGGUGCUCUAAUUGUUCCGUCGCAAGCGACGGUUGGUAAAUCACCAGCCGAAGUCUUGGAUGCCAUCUGGCCAGUAGUUGAGUCUGCACAAGAAGGGAAUGACUCCUUCGCCAAAUUGUCUAAAGAGAUGAUCGUCAUCUUGCCCCACGGUACUGACUAUCCUCGCACUGACAAGGGCAGCGUCAUUCGACAAGCCUUCUACAAGACAUUUUCCAAAGAGAUUGAAACGGCAUACGACAUCUCCAACAGUUCUAGCGAGGACGCACGCGUUAUGUCAAGUGAAGAGCUUCGACAGCAUCUUCGUAGCUUGGUCGUGAAGACUCUGCCAGAUGUACAGUUCGAUGACGACACAGACUUCUUUGGUCUGGGACUGGACUCGUUGCAGGCUAUUCAGAUUCGCUCUGGCGUGAUGAGAUCUGUCAAGACCGCCAACAAGGUAACGCAGAAUGUCGUGUUUGAUCACCCAUCGAUCAGCAAGCUCGCUGCAUAUCUGCUGGGUGAGACUUCUGCUUCCAGUGACUCGGACGGCAGUCUCGAGGCUGAAAUGCAAGCUCUUGUUGAGAAAUACGGCGACUUUGCACCGCAGCCGCAGGUAGGCGGACACUCUGUUGUUGUGACAGGUGCAACUGGUUCGUUGGGUGCUCACAUUGUGGCCAAAUUGGUCAAGGAUCCGACUGUGGAAAAGGUGUACUGUCUUGUGCGAGCCAAAGACACAGCCAGUGCAUUGAAGCGGACCGUGGAGUCCAUGAUGCUGCGCAAGGUAUACCACGAUUUAUCGCUUUCCGAACGUCGCAAAAUUGUCUCGUAUCCCUCGGACUUUUCUCACGCAGACUUGGGGUUGGAUGCCGCAGCAUAUCGAGAGAUCAGCUCCAGUCUCCGUGCCGUCAUUCACUCAGCAUGGUCCGUCAACUUCAAUCUCAAGCUAUCCAGUUUUGAAAGAGACAAUAUCGCCGGAGUCAAGAAUCUUAUCAACCUUUGUCAGAAGGGAGCGGCUGCAUUCAACUUCUGUUCCUCAGUUAGUGCUGUAGCCCGCCACCCCGAUGCUGACGGACCGGUCCCAGAGAUCGCCCCCAAGCCGGAGUGGGCACAGGGCAUGGGUUAUGCUCAGUCCAAGUCGGUGGCGGAGACUUUGUGCGCAAAAGCAGGCGAGCAGGCCGGCAUCCCCGUCAGAGUUCUUCGAAUCGGACAGAUUGUGGCCGAUACAGCACACGGUGUCUGGAACGCAACCGAGGGUGUUCCCAUGGUAAUCCAAACAGCACUCACUGUUGGUGCUCUGCCGCGCCUGAGGGAAGACCCGUCUUGGCUUCCAGUGGAUGUCGUUGCGCAAGGCGUCGCCGAGAUUUCUCUUUCUCAUGCUCAGAAUGCAUUCACCAAUGUGACAAAUCACAAGACUUUUAGUUGGCAGAAUGACCUCUUGCCUGCACUCCGUGAAGCUGGUCUCAAGUUUGAGGAGGUUGAGCCAAAGGAGUGGGUUCGAAGGCUGAGAGCCUCUAAUCCAGACCCGGUGCUUAAUCCUCCCAUCAAGCUCGUCGAGUUCUUUGCCGGCAAGUAUGACAAGGAUGAAUUUGCGCCUUCCAAGCAGUAUUCAACCAGUACAGCCCGAUCUAUUUCUUCAAGCUUGGAUCAGGGCUGGACGCUUGAUCAGGACUUUGUAAAGAAGUUUGUGAGUCAGUUCCUGUCGGAUUCAUGGAAGACAAAGGAGGCGGCUCCGGCCAACGAGCCCUUUAACACCCAGCGCAAGACUGUGAUUGUAAUCACUGGUCCAUGCGGCUCGGGCAAGUCCAGUCUCGCAACCGAGAUCAGCAGACACCUGGGAGCACCUUUCGUGGAGGGCGAUUCUUUGCACAGCAAAACCGCCGUUGACUCCAUGCGCAGCGGUGUCACCUUGGCCGACGACCAGCGCUGGCCCUGGCUGGCGCGCAUCAACCGGCGUGUUGAGGAGGAGCUUUACGAUUUGGGCUGGGAUUCCGCUGUCGUAAGCUGCUCGAGUCUCAAGAAGAGUUACCGUGAUGCUCUAAGGCAGGUUGGCCAGGCGCGGCCCGGUAGUCCGAGGGUCGUCUUCCUUGAUCUUCAGUGCUGCCCGGAAACACUGGUGAGCAGACUGGCUAGUCGUGGGGGUCAUUAUAUGAAGGCAGAGAUGGUGCAGAGCCAGAUUGAUGCAAAGGAAGGAAUUGCUACCGAUGAAGUGGAUGUUUACCCUGUUGACGCGGAAAAGGAACUGGGUACAGUGAUAAAGGAGGCAAAAGGCUUCCUCAGGCAGCUUGACUUGGUAGAUUGA